Raphanus sativus (radish) is the source of this 1446-nucleotide messenger RNA. RefSeq names its product probable feruloyl esterase A. The record is from RefSeq and is a predicted model, not a curated record. Gene Ontology annotation, biological process: lipid metabolic process. The transcript is spliced from 11 exons. Bases 163 to 1248 code for a protein of 361 amino acids. Lineage: Eukaryota; Viridiplantae; Streptophyta; Magnoliopsida; Brassicales; Brassicaceae.
GAUUAUCGUAUUUUCAGCGGCGUUUCUUAAUUCGCGAAUCGCAAUCGCAAUUAUUUCUCAGCCGAGGAGGAGGAGGAUUUAAAUCUCCGAUCACUACUGUCCGUAUUUAUAUAUCCAUUCGUGCUUCUUCUGCUUCGAACCUCAGUUUUUAACUGGUCGAACAUGGAACAGAAGAGAUGGGUGUUCUUGCUGGCAAUAUUUGCUUGUCUUCUUUUCUUUUCUCGUGGAAGAGUGGCAGUUCUCAAGUGGGAGACUGAUGAUGAUUCACCUGUUUACAACCAUACACUUGCCUUAACGCUUGUGGAGUAUACUUCUGCGGUAUAUAUGUCUGAUUUGACCGAACUCUUCACUUGGACAUGUGAAAGAUGCAAUGGUUUGACUAAGGGUUUCCAAGUGAUAGAGAUAAUAGUUGACAUUGAGCACUGUUUACAGGGAUAUGUUGGGGUAGCAAAGGAUCUGAAUGCGAUUGUCAUUGCAUUCCGGGGAACUCAAGAACACAGCAUACAAAACUGGGUCUCAGAUUUGUUCUGGAAACAGCUCGAUCUAAAUUACCCUGAUAUGCCAGAUGCAAUGGUUCACCAUGGCUUCUAUAGUGCUUAUCACAAUACAACAGUACGGCCUGCAGUUCUGGAUGCAGUAAAACGAGCGAAGAAGUUCUAUGGGGAGAACAUCAAGAUCAUGGUGACUGGUCAUUCAAUGGGAGGAGCCAUGGCUGCUUUUUGUGGACUAGACCUAGUUGUUAAUGAAGGAUAUGAAAACGUACAGGUCAUGACAUUUGGACAACCUCGUAUUGGGAAUGCGGCGUUUGCAUCUUAUUACAGUUUGCUUGUGCCUAAUACCUUCCGGAUCACGCAUGACCGAGAUAUUGUUCCUCAUCUGCCUCCUUUCUUUUAUCUUUUCCCUCAGAAAACAUACCACCACUUCCCAACAGAGGUGUGGGUGAGAGAUCUCAGUGUUUUGAAAAUUGUUCGUUUUGGUAUUGAGAAAGUUUGUGACAACACCGGUGAAGAUCCUACAUGCUGCAGAUCGGUGAUGGGAAGUAGCAUAUCCGACCACUUAACGUACUUUGGGGUGGAGUUGAUGUGCGAGACUUGGAGACAAUGCAGCAUAGUGAUGGGCCACGAGUUGGAGAGUUACAGCAGAAGAGAUUCCAAGGGUAACAUAUUCCUCUCCCGGAUAGAUCCUUCCCCGGAGGUAACUGAGUCGAAAACUAUAUCCACAACCACAACCGGAGUCUCCAGUAUUUAGGAGCUGGUUGAUGAGAGCGUUGAGCAAGAAUGCUUGCUUGGAAGGGAGAGUUUGGGAGACUCAGAGGUGGAGGACGAAGAAGGGUUCUUUGAUUAUUUGUGGUCGUGUAAGAUAGUGUACAGAUAAUAAACUAAGACGUUGUAAAUAGGUCGUACUCGUCGGUUGAUAUAUAAAUAAGAAAGCAUGUUAAACUUUUUA